CUCAAAACAGACCGACUGUAACAAGCAAAGAGAAAACAGAAACUCUCAUAUUUUCGGAUUCAAUAAGCAGAUCAAACCCUCUAAAUUUGAUGAAAUUAUGUAUAUUAUUAAAUCAAUUCAGGAGAAUUAUCGGUCUUCAGCUGCCGAUGAUGAUCAGUACUACCCAGAAGAAGGCGGUGAUGAUUUUCAAGAUGGCGAGAGGGAAGGGAAGAAGAUGGAUUUCACUAAACUGGAACUCAAACCAGAUCAUGCCAAUCGCCCAUUGUGGGCUUGUGCUGAUGGAAGAAUUUUCCUUGAGACCUUCUCUCCAUUAUAUAAACAAGCCUAUGAUUUUCUCAUUGCCAUUGCUGAGCCUGUUUGCAGCUGUUUCAGUUGGUCUUGAGACUGAAACUAUAAUAGCCGUGUUGAACAAAUUGUCAAAGACCAAGCUUCCCAAGGAGAUGAUUGAUUUCAUUCAUGCUUCUACUGCUAAUUACGGGAAAGUGAAGCUCGUACUUAAGAACAAUCGGUAUUUUGGUGUUGAAAAGAUUGCUCAGUGAUGAAGCCAUAGCAAAGGCUAGAAUUUCCUCUGAGGUUUGUGUUCAAUGUGAUUGAGUUGCUUGUUUGCUGUUUGUAAUGGUUAUCAAGAAUUUGGCUUUUUCUCUGGAUUCGCCUUUUUGAUAAAACGAACAAGAAAAAAGUGUGGAAUUUUCCACUUUGAUUCCUUCGAAUUUCAACGCACUUUUGUUUUUGCUUGGUGCUCUUAUUGGUUACUGAGACAUUGUGGAAUUUUCUAGGGUUUUUAAAUCGGAUCGCUUACUCUAAGUGAUUGAGCUUAAUUGCUGGGAUCUUUUUAUCUAAUUAGGGUUUUGAAGAGUUCAACAGUAGCAAUUGAUCCGCUGAUCACCCGUUAAUGCGAGCAAAAUUGGCAGGGGAUUUGAGCUAUGGAAGAGGACUGUAGAUAUUAAUAGAGUUAUUAGCAGUUUUACCUUGACGGAGUUUUGAAAUACUGUGUUUUUGACUCUUGUUUGUGAAAUUUGAAGUGAAGAGCAAUUUUAAUUUAGUGGAUUUUGCAAGUUUAAGUUAGUGGAUUUUGGGUUGAUUUAGUGAAGAUAUAAAAUGGAAGCAAACUGAAGUUUGAAAGGAAUGUGGGGACAUGGUGCAUGGACAAAAGUAUAAUUUCUGAUUCGUUCUGUUACUGGAACAACACUGCUGUGAGAAAUUAAUUGGAGUAUUAUUAUUAUUAUUUCGGAGUAGAAUUUUGUGCAAUGUCGUGCUGCUUUCCGUUUCCACCACGGGGAUAUGAAAAGAAGCUUAAACCAGAGGAGGGUGACUUAUUGAAAGAGGUCUGUUCAACUUGUAUAAUUAUCACUUUUUGUGAAUGUGUUCUAAUAAUUCUAAGUAGUGCCAAAUAGCAUGUUCUAUUGUUCUAAUAAUGCGGACCAGUAACACAUUAUCUGGAGAUUAUUGGCUGUGGAUUGUGAUGCGUGGACUGCUCCAAAGGCGUUUUCUUUCAUAUGGUACUUAAUGUCAAUUAAUUGAUUGGAAAUUUAAAAGUAUGCAUGCUUCUGAGCCAAGUAGUGUGAUUCUCUUAUAUAUUGGGAGACAACAUUUCUAAAAGCAAUUGUCUUAAUAUAUCGGAAUUCGGAAGAAGACAUUCUAAAAGCACUGCUGAAAAGAUAGUGUAUAUUUGUAUAAAAGGAAAAAUAAAGGGAUCUGCUUUCUGUUUUGUUCUGAUUAGUAUAAGACGUGAUGCAUAAGUAGACUGCUUUAGACAUCUUUAGUUAUCUAAGGUGAAAUCUCUAGAACAUGAUGACGGGUAACAUUUUUUUUUAAUUGAAUCCAAUUGAAUGGUAUGUUAAUUUUCUUCCUUUGGAUGCACUAUACUCCAUCCUUUUGGUGGAAGUUGCUGGUUGCUUGUCAUGCUUCCCAUCAAUACUUCAGCUGGAUUACGUAUAUUUGUUAUUAGCAAAGGCUCUCUGGCCAUGGCUGUGGUUUCAGUUGAAUUAUCUUAAGUUACAGAAUCUUAGUUUGGGGCAUUUGUAAAUUAAUUAUUAUCUGGAUCUAUUUAGAGCUGUGUAUUUGUAGGAUUGUAUCCUUAGAAGUUCACCUUUUGAGAAAUUGCUAGAUUUGUGGGAGAAGAUAAAUGUGGAGACAGGGAAAAUUUGGUUGUUUUACAAUAGUAGGACUAUCUUUACUAGGGAAAAGGUCCAAACUUGCCCAUGUUAUAUCCAAAAUUGCUCAAUUUUGUGUUCUGUUGGACUUUUGAAACUUGUGGUCUUAACUGUGGAAAUAGGCCUAAUUUGGUUGUUUUAAGAUAGUAGGACUAUAUUUACUGGGGAAAAAGGUCCAAAUUUGCCCAUUUACUGUCCAAAAUUGCACAAUUUGGCCCUCAGUUAGACGUUAAAAACUAGUGGACUUUUCCCCCUAAAGGUGGUAAGCUGCCUUAUCCCGUAGGAUCCAUUAUGUAUUUUGCUGUUGGUGGGUGUUUCCUGUAUAUUUGGUGGAAUUUAUCUUCAUUUUGUCUGUCUUUUAAGAGUAGAGUUACUGAUGUUUGAUGUAUUUUUCUUGCAAACAUAUUAUACCCUCCACGAGUCAAGAAAAAUCUGCAAGUUGUGUAUAUUUUUUUCGUAGGUGGUUGUGGUGGGAUUGGGGGGACUAUCUGCUAUGAUGAAAUAUUUUGUGGUUUGCUGAUUGCCUUUUCUGUUUUGCGUUAGUGCUUUGUCUUUCAGUGUUCUUAUCAUUCACAUUUUGUGUGACUCUAUCUUGCGGAUACGUUGUACCUUAGAGGCCUGUAUUCACUCCCUAGUAAUAUUGUUUGUCUUAGGACAGUUUUAUUGUACUUGCCUUUCACUUUGAUAGAUAGUUUCCUAUUGCAUAACACCUCUCUCAGCCACCAUAUAGUUUGAUGUGCAAUAUUGUUAUCUGUUAUACCAUUCUCCUGAAACAUUGAGCUUAUAUAUUUAAAUUAUUUGCAUUUAGGCACCGCAAUCCCGACUAAUCUUACAUUAGCUUUACUUUUCUAAUGUUGGCUAAACUUGUAGUGCAUAUAUUUAAUCUUACUUGCAAUUAUUUUAAAACCCUUGCCUUCUAGAGUGCUUCUUCUCUGUUGUUUUGUUAAUUAACAUAAUAUCGUAUGCAAAUAUUUUACACCAUGGGACCAUAUCCUCUAUAUUGUUAGCUCAUCUACUAACUAGGGUAAGCAAGGGUACGUUUUUCGUAGUUUUGUUAAUUACCACCGUCAACAAAUAUCAUACACCUUUGACCCUCACUAUCAUAAAGAAAAAUAUUGUUCGUUAGCUCAUAGAUAACUCGGAUAAACAAGUAUGGGUUGAAUGUUGAUUCUUGGUGUAAACCCACGAUUAUGGGGAACUCCUUUUUAUCUCAUACAAUUGUUCUCACACUAGUGACUACUGCAUUCAUAUAUACAUGAUAUUUAUAUAUGUAGUAUCAAUUCCUUUCCGUUCAAACACCCACCAAAAAAACUUUUCUUGGCACUCUAUUACGUGUUUUUUCAUGGUCAAGGAACAUCAUUUAUAAAUCCUUUUUCCUCUCCCUACAAUUUUUUAUCAAUCUUCUUAGCAACAAUAUAGCCUACUUUUGUAGAUGUACGAGAUAUAAAUCCAAACUGAUUCACUUCACUUUUAUAGUUUCACUAAGUGUACGGGCAUUUACUUUCCCCCCAAAGUUUUAUUGUGUGGACUGUGGCUCAUGGAAUCAAGCUUCUUUGCCCUCAUCCAUUCAUGAUGCUAGAACUCUUUCUCUAUCUUGCACCACAUCGGGCGCUGAUGUGGCAGGAGUAACUACUUUACCCACAUUCAUAUGAACCAUUGUUCAUACUCCCUCAUCUGGGAAACGAUGUGAUGGAACUGAAGUCCGGUAACACUGUCUAAUUGAGCAUGUACCAAUGUAUUCUAUGUUGUGAGUUCAUCCUAAAUUGACUAGUUUUUUAGCUGGUUGUCAACCACUUGUAGCCCUCAUCCUUUAAUUGGGAUUCGAACUGGUAAUGUGAGCAAGCUCAAACAGGCAUGAUGAGGGCUCUUUUUGUCAUGGAUAUUUUCUGUUGCUGUUAUAAUUUUGUAGCUGAACCCAUUAUGGAACAUCAUUCAUUAUAAAGGCAUUUCACACGGCACGAGCUGGAGACUGUAGAAGUUAAUUAUGGACUUCUUCUAUGACGAUAACUCUCCUAAAAGAGACUGAUUAGGAACUAUUUGAUUUUUAAAUGUUUUUCCUUCAUGAUGCCUAAACUCAUAUUCAAGAAGCAAAACUUGUAUAUUGCUUUUGGAUCCUGCUAAUUAAGCUGGAGCCACGGUGAGAUGUGAUUGCCUUUUAAUAGUGUGUUUGCUGAUGUCCUGUUCUGCACUUUGUUAUUGCGUAACAUAUUGGGGCACCAGGUUUAGUAAAAGUGAUUGUAUGUAUUUGUUCAAUGUUUUGCUUUUCUUACUAAUAAACAAUGUUUACCAUACAAAUUUAAUACUAUGUGACUACUCUGUUUUGUUUGCUAUGAUGAUCAUUUAAGUUCUUAACUGGUGGUUGAUUUGUUUUUUCUCUUCAACUAUUGGAUACUUUUGUUCUUGAGCAUUCAUCAGAUAGAUCUAGGAUUUCCACCUGAACUUGAGUUUCUCAUUUGGUUUUCAAAUUUUGGCACUAUAUCAACUAUUUAUAAUGUUGUGCUAGAUUUGACAUGUUUUGGAUUUUCCUCCUUUUGCAUAAGGAUGUUUUAACUAGUUGUACUUGACCUACUUGUCAAACAAAAAUAAAAUUGUAAUCGACCUUUUUGGUAUAAACUAACAGUUCCUUUUCAUGUGUGUAGGAGAAAAGGAAGGAGAAAAAACAUAAAAAGGAAAAGAAAGACAAGGAAAAGAGAGAAGGUAAAGAAAAAAGGGAUAAAGACAAAAGCGAUGGGAAACACAGAGAAAAGAAAGAGAAAAAGGAUAAACACACGGACAAGAAGGAAAAGCACAAGGACAAUAAGAAGGACAAGGACAAGGAUAAAGAGAAAAGCAGCAUCUCUGAGGAGGCUAGAGUUGCCGCUCUACCUGGGCCUUCUACUGGAGGGAAACUUCACGAGAGAGAUGAACAUAAAGAUAGACACAUUAGCUCAGAUAAAGGGAGAGAUGAACAUCAGCUCAGAGAUAGGGAUAGAAACAUCAGCUCUGAGAAAAGCAAGCGCCCCGAUCAGUUUCACAUCCAGCUUGGCCUCUGCUGUUGAGACAGAGGACUCAAAAUUUGUGCAGGAGUUGGAGAGGAGGAUCAGAGAUGCAGAAAAGGGUGCUCAAAGUCAGUUGGCGGAGAGAUUUCCAGUUGAGUGCAAAAGGGAUGAAGAGACAGGCAGGGCGCGUCAAGGAUUCUGGAAAUUUGGCUGAACACAAGGAAAAGAACAAAGAGAAAGGAUUUGUUAACAAUAAGAUGGAUGGGCAAGCAUUCAGGGGUGAACAUAAAAUUGGAGCUAAUGCAAUACCUCCCAGCCUUUCUACAAUGGCAAAAGCAAAUUUGAUGGAGUCCCCAGACCAUUUGAAGAAAAUGUUGAGAAGACAAGGGAGGAAAAACAGAAACCUAAAGAAAGACGUGAUGACAAACCAAGAGAGAAAAACAAGGAUAAAGAUAGGGAAAAGAAAAGUCAUGGAAAGCAAAAAGACAAGGAAAAAGAGAAGAAAAAGGAAGAGAAGACGAAGGACAAAAGUGAACACAAGAAAAGCCAGGAGGAUAAAUCAAGAGACAUCAAUAAGAAUGACUUUAUUGGUCUUAAUAACAAUAAACUUCCACUUAUAUCCAAGGAAAACAUUGCUGGUACGGUCAACGUGGGAAUUCUCAGAAAGAGGAAGGAUGUUGAAACUAAUGGUUUCCUGCAUGGUGAGUUAAAAAAAAGCUAUUAACAGCCUGCUAUUUUCUGUUGUAUUGACUUUACAUCCUACCCUGCGGAUGCGUCAAAGCUAUGCGAGUUAUGUAUCUGAAUUAGAUUGCCUUGAUAGAGUUCUUAUGAUUUUGGGUGUAGUAGUUUGUUAGGGAAUUUGUAGCCACCAUAUUUGAUGUAUUUCUAAUGCAAAUUGCUUGAACUUAAACAAGCGUGUUCAGCUCUA
This is a messenger RNA of Nicotiana tabacum (common tobacco), 6059 nucleotides long. Lineage: Eukaryota; Viridiplantae; Streptophyta; Magnoliopsida; Solanales; Solanaceae. The record is from RefSeq and is a predicted model, not a curated record.